CUUUUUUGAAAUUUCACCACUUAUUCAGCCGAUUUCUCGAUUUAAAGGACCUAAAUGUACCCCUUAAUAAUGUAGUAUGAGCAACAAAUGAAUCUAGAAACCUUUCGUAUCAAAUAAUGAUGCUAUGUGACUAUAUCUCAGCAAUGUCAGGGUAAUGGAGUCUAGUCAAAUAUACAGCGCAAUAGUUGUCCUCGCUGUCACAGUUUGCUAUUAUAAUGCACUGGAAUGUGGUUUUGUCUUUGACGAUGCAUCAGCCAUUAAGGAAAAUAAAGACUUGCGUCCUAAGACCCCCAUAAGUAACCUGUUCUGGAAUGACUUCUGGGGGACACCUAUGCCUAAGGAAAAAAGUCACAAGUCCUAUAGACCACUAUGUGUGCUAACAUUCAGACUGAAUUAUGCCUGGGGAGAGUUGGAUCCUGUAGGGUACCACUUAGUCAAUGUCAUACUCCAUGCAGCAGUCUGUCUUAUCUUCAUGAGGGUCUGCUGUAGUGUGAUGUCUGAACUGUCCAGCUUCCUUGCUGCCUUAUUGUUUGCAGUUCACCCAGUGCAUACAGAAGCUGUCACUGGAGUGGUAGGUCGAGCUGAACUCUUGUCUUCUAUCUUCUUUCUUGCCGCCAUAAUGGCCUACUCUGCUGCAGCCUCUAGCUCAAUACACACAGACUGGAAAUAUGUCGGUGUGACACUGAUGCUAGUUGCUAUAGCGACACUAUGCAAAGAACAAGGAAUCACUGUAGUUGCAGUUUGCUGCGUAUAUGACAUCUUUGUUCUACAAAAGAUUACCAUUCCAACAUUGCUUCAAACAGGAAUCUCAUUAUUUCGGGGGAAACCCACGAAGAACUCAAAAAAUGCUAAAGUGACGUCCGGGUUGCCUCCUAAGCUACGCAGGGCUGUUACUCGAGCAAUCGUGCUUCUUGCCAGCACUCUAGUCCUCCUGGUGGCCAGGAUAAAAGUUAUGGGUGCUCAGCUACCUGUUUUUACUAAGUUUGACAACCCAGCAUCUGCUGCACCAACUCCCAGCCGCCAGCUCACCUACAACUAUCUGCUGUCAAUCAAUGCUUGGCUCCUCCUAUUUCCAAAAAGCCUCUGCUGUGAUUGGACAAUGGGAACAAUUCCUGUGAUCCAGGGGUUCAGUGAUCCCAGGAAUUUAGCCACUCUUUUGUUCUACGCCAUGUUGGGAUCCUUGGUAUAUUUUGCAGUGGUCAGUAAAGGUCAAAGGACACAAGCUUUAAUACUAGGUCUUGCCAUGCUAGUUUUACCAUUCAUCCCAGCAUCUAACUUAUUCUUCCCAGUGGGGUUUGUUGUGGCUGAGAGGAUCCUCUACCUCCCCAGUAUGGGCUUCACCAUUCUUGUCACCCUCGGCUUUGAAGUUGUCUUGGAAAGAAAGAGAGCAUGGCGUCAUCUUUUAUGGCUGUUGAUGGCAUGUAUGUUGCUAGCACAUGGGGCUAGGACUGUUGUCAGGAAUCGAGACUGGUAUUCAGAAUACACAUUAUUUAAAUCUGCAUUGGAAGUAAACAAAGACAAUGCCAAGUUGUACAACAAUGUUGGUCAUGCAUUGGAGAAUGAACAGAAGUUUGAAGAUGCAUUAGGAUACUUUCUACAAGCUGCUAGUGUCCAGCCUGAUGACAUAGGAGCACACAUCAAUGUUGGGAGAACAUAUAACAACCUGAAUAACACACAGAAGGCAGAGGAGGCUUUUAGAGUAGCCUUGUCACUUAUGCCACCUAUAAAGCCAGGUGAAAGCUACACAACAAGGAUAGCUCCUAACCACCUUAGUGUAUUUGUCAGCCUUGGUAACUUGGUGGCCAAGGACCCUAACAGACUACGAGAAGCUGAUCAGCUGUAUAGGUCUGCUAUAAGUAUGCGUGCUGACUACAUUCAAGCGUACAUCAACAGAGGGGACAUCUUACUGAAGCUCAAUAAAACCCAAGAGGCAGAACAACAGUAUGAAGUUGCAUUAAGAUAUGAACAUGACAACCCAGACAUUCAUUACAAUCUUGGUGUUGUGUUGAUUGAACAAGGAAGACAGCUAGAUGCACUAAAGUCAUUUGAUCGUGCCUUGAACUAUGACCCUGAACAUAAACAGACUCUCUUCAAUUCAGCUGUUCUCAUGCAGGAAAUAGGAGACCCUAAAUUAAGACCAGAGGCAUUUAAAAGGUUACAUGAAGUGAUGCCAGAUGACCCUGACAAUGAGAAAAUCUACUUCAACCUUGGCAUGCUUGCUAUGGAUGACAGUGACUUCCCAGCUGCUGAGAAAUGGUUCAAGAAGGCAAUACAGCUGGUGCCCAAUUUCCGAAGUGCCCUAUUCAACAUUGCUCUGUUGUUGACCAAUGAUCUCAACCAGCCAUUAGAUGCCAUGCCAUACCUAGAGCAGCUAUUACAGCACUAUCCAGAACAUACUAAGGGCCUUAUAUUGAUGGGUGACAUCAACAUAAAUCAUAAAAAAGACAUUGCUGCAGCUGAGAAGAAUUUCGCCAGGGUUGUCGAAAUCAAUCCAAAGGAUGUUCAAGGCAAUCACAAUUUGUGUGUCGUAUAUGUGGAGCAGGGUGAUCUCCUUAGAGCUGAACAAUGUCUCAAAAACACUCUAAAACUUGCCCCAGGGGAGGGCUACAUAAAGAAUCAUCUGGAUAUAGUACAGACCAGGAUCAAACACUAUAGGCAGCAGCAAGAAAUGCAACAAAAACAGCUGAAAGAUCAAAAGCAGCAAAAACAUAAAGAAAACAAGUGAUGUAAUUUGAGUC
Owenia fusiformis is the source of this 2738-nucleotide messenger RNA. NCBI's taxonomy places the organism in Eukaryota, Metazoa, Annelida, Polychaeta, Sabellida, Oweniidae. The record is from the annotation of a GenBank genome assembly.